Molecule: messenger RNA, 1887 nt
Organism: Ruditapes philippinarum (Manila clam)
Lineage: Eukaryota; Metazoa; Mollusca; Bivalvia; Venerida; Veneridae
Exons: 2
Coding region: 1-1071 (356 amino acids)
Source: RefSeq, a predicted model, not a curated record
AUGAAAAUUACUUAUCAAGAGAGGGAAAGAAGACGAAAAUCGUACGUAGAAAGUAAAUACUUGUCAGAAGAGAAGCGAAAGGAACGGAACAAGAAAAACAGAGAAUAUUUAAGAUUAUACAGACAAAAAAGAAGAAAAGCAGCCCUACAGAAUGUUGAGAAUAAUAGAGAAAAUGCAGAUACAAGUACCAUGGAUUUUAGUGGUUACGAAAGUGCACAGCUUGAAGGCAGAAAUAGGUUACAAAUAAGAAUGAAUUUUCGAACAAAUGGUCCAAGAAUGAGAGUCACUAAAGAACUGGCAAAAACUAAGAAAGAGUUUAAAGUUUUAAAGGAAAACUAUGAUAACCUUAAAAGAAAAUACAAGAGUACUAUGCGUUCAAUUCAAAGAAUGAACAAGAAAGAAAAUGAACAUUGUAAUACACCAAGAUCAAAGGCUGCAAAAUUACUAAAAGAUGUUAACCUUACACAAGAACAAAGAAAACGUGUGCAUAAAGAGUUGGUUUUUGCAAAUGCUGUUUGCGAUGAGAUCAAAGUUGCAGCACAUAAAGCACCUGUGAAAGCUAAAAGGAUAUUACAAAAUUUAGUAGCGGGAAAUUUAUUGAAGAAAUACAAGUUGCUUAAAAGAUUUGGAGAAAAAACAAAUACGAGCAGGAAUAAAUUGUCAAAAGUUAAAUGCAAGAGUGUUAGUAUUGAAAAUUUGAACCGCCGACGGGAAAUUGCAAAGUCUAGAGAAAAGGUGAUAGAGUUCCUCGAGCGAGACGAAAACUCACGAGCUAUGCCUGGCAAAUGUGAUUACGUUAGAUCAGAAAACGGAGAGAAGUAUCAAACAAGAGUAUUAACUGACUAUCUCUCAACUCUUUACCAUAAAUUCAUGUCAGAAAAUCCUAGUAUCAAGUUGUCUUUCACCUCUUUCACGAGGAUAAGACCGGCGAGAAUAAGACUUACACACAUGAUCACAAGAGACACAUGUCUUUGUACCAAGCACCAAAACAUGUCGCUGACACUUAAAGCUCUCAAGAAGAAAAACAUUGAGUGUACACUUAAUGGAGAGAAAAUGCUUGAAAGAAAAUAAGACCUGCUUCAAGAAACUGAAAAAAAGUUGGCUUCAGGUGAUGAAAUACAUGUUGGUCAAUGGAAACGCGUUGAAAUUGAAGUUAAAGGCCAAAAGAAGUCAGUUAUGAAAAUAGUUGACAGUAUCAUGAAACCACAAGACUUUUUAACUCAUCUUAGAUCACAAAUUGAAGAGUUUGACCAACACGUUAUGAGAAUCAAGACACAAUAUUCAGAAAUGAAAAACCUGAAAGAAAAUUUGCCCGUCAAUCAUUGUAUAAUUCACAUGGAUUUCAGUGAAAAUUACUCAUGCAAAUCUGUCCAGGAAAUACAGUCAGCCUAUUGGAAUCAAACCGCCGUAACUCUACACCCAGUCGUUAUAUAUUUUAAGACGGAGGCAUCCAAGGAAAUUCUACAUCAAAGCUUUGUCUUUGUUUCAGAUGAAAUGGGCCAUAACGCAAACACAGUUCUUACAAUUAUUGACAAACUUAUUCCAGCUGUAAAACUACUUAUUCCUGAAGUAACAUGUAUACAUUAUUGGACAGAUAGUCCUACUUCCCAGUACAGAAACAAGCUAAUCUUCCGUUGCAUAGCGAAUCACAACAGUACCUACGGCAUACAUGCUAAAUGGAACUACUGGGAAGCAGGACAUGGAAAAGGGCCAUGCGAUGGCCUUGGUGGCCGAGUAAAGCGUUUAGCAGACGAGGCAGUAAAUACUGGGAAAGUUUGUAUACAGGAUCCGUCAGAUUUCUAUGCGUGGUCUCAAUCUGUCAAUUGGACUAUGAAGAAUGUGAAAUUUGUAUUUGUUUCUACAGAAGAGUGUGAAAACAAAGCUAAA